CCGCCCGCCCGCCAGCCAGUCAGUAGUAGGGGGACUCGACGCCGAGAGCUUCAGGCGGUGUGUACCUAGUGCGGGACACCGAAAUGUCUCCAUGAAGACCUGCUAACAUCUUAAACCGACGAAAUUACCAACUGUCUCUUGUCUUGGUGAUCGUUUAGCGACAUAUUCAGAUUGAACGAUGUGAUUGUGAUCGGAGGCAGCCGCACUCCAAUGGUCCAGAACCUCACCGUAAUUCACUAGAAUGUACUUGAUGAAUGUAUCUCCUGUUGCAGCGACACACACAGAAUGGAGAACCUGUGGCCCAACCCGAGGCUAUAGCCCUCUACUGUGCUUCAAUGACUCUGACACUAUGUUGUCCACCAGAGUCUCACCUAUCCAGGAUAAGGUCCAGAUGAUCAUAGAGAGCCUGAGGAGCACCCAGUCCUCAGUCGACAUGGGCGACGAGAUGGAGGGAAAUGUGUUAUCAGGACAGGAGCUUCAUCCCCAGGUCUGCAAAGUGGCAAUGAAUCCCUUUGUGGGGCACAAGUCCAAAACCAAAGGUCCUACUGAAAACCAACAAACAGAUGUUUCCUCUCUGAGCAAAUCUCAGAGCCAUGAUUCUGACAGUGAUGAUUCUGUGGACAGAGGGAUUGAGGAGGCCAUUCUGGAAUACCUGAAGGAAAAGGAUGACUAUAAGCGCAAGGCAGAACCAUCCUCAAAUUUUCUCCACUCAUCCAAAAUCCCCAGGAAAAAUCCACCUACCCCUGAGUUUUCCAAACAACAUUCCGACAGCAAUAAGGUGUUGACUGCCAGUACCCAGUUUCCAAAAAGUGUCAAGGUUGAAACCCCCACAGCAACAGCUAGUGUGCCCGCAAAAAAGUGUCUAAAAGACAAGCUCCCCUUCAAGGAGAAUCCUGGUAAGAGAACAGAUACAAAUAAAAGUACUACAGUCAAAAGUAUGUCAUUGUCCAAAGAGCAGACAAAAAUCUCCUCUAAGACAAACAGCUUUUUUCACAAAGUACAAUGCCCAGUCACAGUCAAGGUCGAGGAAGAGUCGCUUGACUCCAGUAGUGAUGAUGGGAUUGAGGAAGCCAUUCAAAGAUACCAGUUAGAGAAAAGGGAGACACAGAAUAGAAGGGAAGCUCCAAAGACACACGUGGUGAAAGAGGAGUCUGACUCCACUAGUGAUGAUGGGAUUGAGGAAGCUAUUCGCUGCUACCAGCUUGAGCAGCUAAAAGAGAAAAGUGUCCUGAAACCGUUCUUGCAUAAGCAGAAACCUCUAAACAAGUCAUCAGUACACCCUGUAGGGAGUUCAAGCACAGAAAAUGUAAAGAAACACAAAUCCAAGAAAAAAAAGAUUAGAACAGAGAAGGAAGUCAGAUCGGUUCUACCUCUGCCUUCAUCUGUUUGCAUACCCAAGAAUACGCUUACAAACAGCCCAAAAGGAAAAGGAAAUGGACUGCUUUCAUCUAGAGUGGAAACUUUUAGGGAACAACUCACCCCAGUUACUUCAAAGGUAAAUACAACUGCAGAACUAAUGUGUGCUGAGGCAAUACUGGACAUUUCAAAAGCUGUUAUGCCUGGAGCAUUCAAUCCCAAUGUCGGCCCUAGCAGCUGUAUCCCCAUUCAGUCCUCAUCUCUCCCUUCUAACCAUCCAGAUGAUGGAAGUGAUGACAGUUCCAUUGACAGUGAAGAUGGGAUUGAGCAAGAAAUCAGGAAAUUCCUUGAACAGAAGGCCCAAAUGCACCAGCAGAUACCCAGUUCUGCUACUGUCACUACAGAGACAGGUAGCAUGAAUGAGCUGGAUAAAGUAAAAAUUAAGCCACCUGUAACUCAGAAGAAACCACUGAAGUUGUCUUUGACACAGAGAAGAAAACUUAAAGAUGAAGGCAACAGUAUUUCCAGAGAGUCAGUGAUGGGAGAGAAAAUUGAAGAUGUAACCAUUAAAUCUGUGCCUGAGCAUGGAGGAGAAUUAAGUCCAUUGGUGUUUUUGCAGAGAAAUCAAAUGCAAUCAUUAACUGGAUUACAAAAGACAGAGCAAAGUGGAGAAAAAAGCAGCUCCCUUGACAGUGAUGAGGACCUAGACACAGCGAUAAAAGACCUACUCAAAACAAAAAAGAAGAUGAAGAAAAAAAGAGGCUUAAAACUAAAAUCAAAGAAGUGCCCCAAGGAUGCGGGACCUUUGCUAGGGAACACUUUACAAACAAAAAUGAUAAAACCUGAUCCCACAUCCAAGCAUGGUGGUUUGAAAAGAGUUCACACGAGUAGGGAUGACAUGAGAGAGAGAUCUAAAUUGAGUAAGAAGAGCAUCUCACAGCACAGACAAACUAAUAAGAGGAAAGAACAUGUUAAACACACAAGUGAAACAGACAAAUUUAAAGGGACUGGGGGUCAAGACACCUCAUCACUACACAAUGCUCAGUCUGUUCAGAUACAGGAAGAUAGCAGUUCAGUAGACAGUGAUGACAGCAUUGAGCAAGAGAUCAGAAAGUUCCUGGCCGAAAAGGCCAAGGUUUCCACUACAGAGAAAACUAAAGAUGGAGAUGUAGCAAAGAACGGUAAUGUUGAGGUUUGUACCCCACUUCAAGGAAAAGAUGCUAAAUUGGAAAAUCAGCUGGCUGAAAUUCCAAGGAAAUGCAUUACUCCUGUCCCCGGCCAAUCCAUGCUGAGUAGUCCUGAAAGUAAAUUAUCUCAGGAUAGAGAGCCAUUUCCAACUCCACAUAUUUCUCUAUCCAACAACUCCAGCUCCACCCAUACUGUCUGUGCACAGUCGUGCAUCUCCUCAGCUCCCCCUAACAGCUCCGGUCUUGUGGAGCCAGCAGAUGGGGCUGGGGCUGCUAGAACUGAGAAGAAGAGACCUAAUUUUGGGAGCUGUGAAGUCAAGCAUGUCACCUCAGAGAUGGUUAGAGCUCAGCCGCUUAUAAGUUCCAGUAUUAAGUGGCGUCAGAGCCUGGGACUCCCCACUACUGAAGCAAGGAGUCCGUGUCUCAGUCGAACCCCAUUCCAUAUUGCCUCAUCCAAAACCAGAGAGACUGCAUCAGUAACUCCACCAUAUCUGAGGGGUGCCAUCAACCCCAAACCACAGAUACCAGUCAAUACUUCGUCCUCUGCAAGGAGCAGCAGAACAAUCAUACCUUCCCCCUCCCCUGCAGAGACAUCUGUAAAUACCAUGUCCCAUUCCCCUUUUUCAAGUCUUUUGUCUGCUGCCAGGCAGCAUCCAGGGGUGGCCUUCACACAGGGCCUUGCACCGGGAGGCUACAGGGCACAGUACUCUAUAGCAGGGCAGACUGAGAGUAUGGUGCACAUGUCCAAGGACCAGAGUGUGUUUGUCGAACUGGAAGCAAAUAGGACCAACCACGUCCAGGUCCGAAGCAGGGAGAUGAAUGAGGGAAAGGAGAGAAGGGACUUGCCAAGUGAGAAAAAAAGAGAAGGGGAAAGCAUGAAGACAGAUGAUAAAGUAGAGCUAGAAAGAGCAGAUGAAGACUUUAUAGAUGUGACAGAUUGUCAGUCAGACAAAAGGAGAAAUCCAGAGAAGAAGCAAGGGGUUUCCACAUUGUUUCUGUCAAGUGCCAUAGACCCUGGCAUCACUGUUAGCCCUUGCAUAGCUCUCAACACAGAGGAGAGGAACAGGAGGUUCAACCGGAGAUACCUGGCUCUAAACUGCAAGAAGGAAAUAGCUUUUUUCACUGGAGCUCGUGUGCAGAACACUGUGGAACAUGUCAAAAGAAAGCUCCAGUUUGUUCAAGUGUUGAGGAGGAAUGAUACAGCCAGCCGGCCAGCACAGUUUAACUAAAGAACUAUGGGAAGGCAGAGCACAUAUUGAUGUUCAUCAUUAGGCCUGUUGUGUUGAGGAAGAAUUGUUUUAUAAUUAAUUGCUCACCGUUUGGAUUUGAUGUUGCAGAAUGUGGUAGUCUUUUUAAGGCUCCGCAGGGCUGUUAAGUAUUUUCCCAGUUAUACAUAGUAGCACACAGAGCUCAUUCCCUCUCUGUGUGCUUUGUUUUUUUUCCUCGUUGAUUUUUUUCUCUAUUCAUGGAUCUGUCCCAGAGUUAAUCCCUGAAUUACAUCGUUCCUGACUUUAAUCUUGAACGUUUAUGUGUUUAAAAAUAUGGAGACUGUACCAGACCCAGGGCAAGCAUGACUUGUGUUACACUAAACGGUGGUCACUUUUUGUCAGGGUACGUGUGUUCUUGUUCGACACUGCACGUGAACAUUGUUACAUAUUUCCUUUUUCGGACGCGAUAUUUGUAACAUUGUUGCUCGGUUUCUGUUGUGUAACCGGU
Myripristis murdjan (pinecone soldierfish) is the source of this 4259-nucleotide messenger RNA. RefSeq names its product protein phosphatase 1, regulatory subunit 26 (gene ppp1r26). Gene Ontology annotation, molecular function: protein phosphatase inhibitor activity. Bases 242 to 3772 code for a protein of 1176 amino acids. Gene Ontology annotation, biological process: negative regulation of phosphatase activity. Lineage: Eukaryota; Metazoa; Chordata; Actinopteri; Holocentriformes; Holocentridae. The transcript has 5 exons. The record is from RefSeq and is a predicted model, not a curated record.